UCUUUUUAAAAAGGAUCUCGAGCAAGACUGAGCUAUAUAUUAAGUUGAUGCUUAGAUCUGAGCUAUUUCAAAUUCUCAAGGCGUUUCCAAGGCUCAGUCAUUGCCUUGGCAAGCACUCCUUCAAGAAUUUAGAAAUCAAUAUUAAUAUUUUAUUAGUCACGAGAAAGAUUCACGCAGUCUAGCUUGAUGGAAUCUUGGGUAAAGUUUCCAAGGAUGACUUAUUGAUGCUGAAUAGCUCUUACUUUUUGUUUCAGAUUGAAGUUCAAGCUUCAAAGCUUUUUUAUGUGAAGUUUUGUAGCAUUUUGAGUUCUCAAAUUUUUAAAAGAUUUUUAUCCUAAAUUUUUUAUGAGCUCUAAAGGAAGGAUAUCUGCAUAUGGCCAUAUCCAAAGUUCAUGGCUAUGACUAGUGGACUUAUACCAUAGAAGGAUUAACAUUUACUAUUCUUUGAAGUAGAACCCAGAGACAGGAGCUCUUUAGAGGCAAGAAAGAAAGCUGUCAAAUUAAGCAUCUAAAUAAUUUUUACUUAUAAUCUUAAAUUAAAAACUGUCUAUGGUCUUCUUCUCACAGUAUGAGCAAUCAGGAUAUGAAUCAGAAUAAACAGGAACUGUAUCCAUAUUAUUCAAUUAAUGAGCGGUACUUUCAGAGUCAUUGUGAGUUCAGGCAAGAAUCCUAAAGAAAAAUUUGAUCAAUAGGUCAUGCUUAUUUACUAUUAUUGCUCUUAUUAUAACUAUUUAGUCCACUCUCAGCCACCCUCACAAUCAAUACUUCUACUUCAACACUACCACUGUUUCCUGCCUUUCCCUAACUCCUUACAUGGACACUCUAACCAAGACCCUCCCUCUCAUCCCCACCAGAGUUGACCUUCUCCUCUGGGCGAUCACGAGCUCCCAGUUCCAAGACCUCCUCGUGGCUGCGCAGAACAUAGACCAUGUCAGGUUUUGUGGGUGCAAGAUAUCUGUAGGAGAAGAAGUAGAUUUUGAGCACAGACUUGACCAAACUGCUUUUAUCAAGAUUGAUUCUGAGGGUACUGGGGAUAGAGUUUAUAGCAAUUGGACUCAAAAUGGGUUUGAAACGUUCCAAAGUAUUGUGAAGGGGUUGGCAAAAGUGGAGAGUGUUAAGAAUAGACAAGUUAAUAUCAAUUUGAAGGAUUGUGAAAUGUCAAGAGACCAAGUUCAGUCAAUAUUACAGGAGAAUGGAAUGAUUAAUAUUAUAAUUGAAGGACUUUAAUUGAAAAAGAGAUGAAUAAUGGAGGUUCAAUAGCUUUAUUAUA
Molecule: messenger RNA, 1270 nt
Organism: Moneuplotes crassus
Lineage: Eukaryota; Ciliophora; Spirotrichea; Euplotida; Euplotidae
Source: the annotation of a GenBank genome assembly